AUGUCUGACGCACAAGCAAAGCAAAAAGUCCAGAAAUGGAUCAAAGAAAAGCCCAUUUUCAUAGCUGCCAAGUCAUGGUGUCCUCAUUGUGCACAGGCAGAGAAGACAAUUGAUCAUAUUACAAAGGAUGCAUUUGUUGUGGAUAUGGAUUUGGAAGACGAUGGUGAUGCUAUUCAAGAGGCCGUGACUGAAUUAACUGGACAGAAAACCAUUCCAAACAUUUUUAUUGGCGGAGAGCAUAUUGGAGGAAACGAUGAUUUGCAGAAAUUGAAAAGAGAGGGCAAGUUGCAAGAGAAGAUCGAUGCUGCAUUGAAGUAA
Messenger RNA from Lodderomyces elongisporus, 318 nucleotides. Its product is annotated as glutaredoxin. The record is from RefSeq and is a predicted model, not a curated record. NCBI's taxonomy places the organism in Eukaryota, Fungi, Ascomycota, Pichiomycetes, Serinales, Debaryomycetaceae. Gene Ontology annotation, molecular function: glutathione disulfide oxidoreductase activity. Gene Ontology annotation, biological process: cellular response to oxidative stress. Bases 1 to 318 code for a protein of 105 amino acids. Gene Ontology annotation, cellular component: nucleus; cytoplasm. The transcript has a single exon.